This is a messenger RNA of Vicugna pacos (alpaca), 2948 nucleotides long. It is a transcript of the gene P2RY13, whose product is annotated as purinergic receptor P2Y13. Gene Ontology annotation, cellular component: membrane. Lineage: Eukaryota; Metazoa; Chordata; Mammalia; Artiodactyla; Camelidae. Gene Ontology annotation, molecular function: G protein-coupled purinergic nucleotide receptor activity. Gene Ontology annotation, biological process: G protein-coupled receptor signaling pathway; negative regulation of adenylate cyclase activity. The record is from RefSeq and is a predicted model, not a curated record.
ACAAUCUUCAUGAGCUGAACUAAUGACCACCUCGAUCUGAAGACACUGAGCCGAGUACCCUCCCCAACAAAGCUGACGUUGGAAACCAUGAAUGCCACAGCGAUGAAGGGCUUCAACGGGUCUGAGCAUUGCCCCAGGGACAUGCGGAUAGGACAGCUGGUGAUCCCCGCCAUCUACACCGUCGUUUUCUUCCUCGGCAUCCUGCUGAACACUCUAGCCCUGUGGGUGUUUGUUCAGAUCCCCAGCUCCUCCACCUUCAUUGUCUACCUCAAAAACACUUUGGUGGCCGACUUGAUAAUGACAUUCACGCUUCCGUUUAAAAUCCUCUCUGACUCACGCCUCGGACCCUGGCAACUCAGAGCAUUUGUGUGUCGUUUCUCUGCUGUCAUCUUUUAUGAGACCAUGUAUGUGGGCAUCAUACUGCUGGGACUCAUAGCCUUUGACAGGUUCCUCAAGAUCAUCAGACCUUUUGGAAAAUUUUUUGUACAAAAACCUGCUUUUGCAAAAGUGGUCUCAACCCUCGUCUGGCUCUUUUUGUUCCUCAACUCCCUGCCAAAUAUGAUCUUAAGCAACAAGGAAGCAACACCAUCCUCUGUGAAAAAGUGUGCCUCCUUAAAGGGACCUCUGGGGCUGAAAUGGCACGAAGUGGUGAAUUAUAUAUGCCAGUUCAUUUUCUGGACUGUUUUUGUCCUAAUGCUUCUGUUUUACACAGUGAUUGCAAAAAAAGUAUACAAUUCUUAUAGAAAGUCCAAAAGUAAGGACAGCAAAAACAACCGAAGGCUGGAAGGUAAAGUAUUUGUUGUCGUGGCUGUCUUCUUUGUGUGUUUUGCUCCAUUCCAUUUUGCCAGAGUCCCAUAUACUCACAGUCAAACCAACAGUAAGACUGACUGUAAAUUGCAAAAUCAACUGUUUCUAGCUAAAGAAACAACUCUCCUUUUGGCAGCAACUAAUAUCUGCAUGGAUCCCUUAAUAUAUAUAUUCCUAUGUAAAAAAUUCACGGACAGACUACCAUGUAUCAGAUGGAGAAAGACCACAGCAACAACCCAAGAAAAUCAUACGAGUCAGUCAGAUAAUAUAACCCUAGGCUGACAACUUUAUCACGGUUAACGACUAUUUAUUGACAACUUCAAAAGACAAUUUACCCGGAAAUCAAAUUUAAGCAAUCAAAGAAAAAAAGAUCGGAACAAAUGCUUUCUAACAUUUUAUUAUCCUAGUGUACAGAAAGGACUGUGCCAAUUUUAGUUCCACAUAGAUCUAUUCAUAAGCAGAAUGAAGUAUCAGUAAGAGAAUGCAACAGAAACCAAAUGGCCACUAGGGGUCAGCUUUUUGAGAGCAUUCAUUAACAUUUUGAAAAGAUUUAUUAGGGGGAAAUUUAUAUUCCUAAAGACCUCUACUCUAAAAUACCUUCUCACAUUCUUUUGCACACAUAAUUCAAACAACACUACUGCUUUUCUAGCCCACUUGCUGAUUUAAAAAAAAAAAAAACAAAAAACAAAACCCUACCUUGAAAGUCCUUUGGUGAAAACUGAAGCUAGAGGCUGAAAAGGAUGCUGGAUGUGAAGCAUCUGGGGAGUGGGUCAGAAAGGCCUCCGACACCCAGGAGGAGUUUCUCCCUGCAGUUACAAAGAGGCUCCUCCACAGUGUGCUUGUCCACAGGAGGCACAAGUACCAUGAUUAAGCCACAUAAAAUAUCGUCCUGUAAUACUUCGCUUACAUGCUAAGUGUGUACAUUUCAAGGGCAAGAAUACUGUUAUUAUUUUUGGAAUUGUUCCUCUGCUUGCCAAAUACUCUAAUGGUGGUAGAAUAUUCCAGCUACUCAGCGAACCCUUCCUGGCCCAGAACCUCUGUGCCCCUUCCUCACAUCUCUGGUCGAAAAUAACGACUUCUCCCGCUGUGUGGGUAUGCGUCAGGGCCCUCAAUGCAGAUUUCUCUUUCUUCGUUAGCUCUAUCCUUGACUGUGUCCCCUAGAGACGGUUCAGAUUCUUUAAGAAAGACAACAUGUUUCAGCAGGGAGGGUUAGAGCUCAGAGGUAAAGUGCACGCUUAGCAUGCACUACAUCCUGGGUUCUAUCCCCAGCACCUCCCUUAAAAAUAAAUAAAUAAAGGAACAAACAAACCUAACUGCCUUCCCCCCAAAAAUAAGAAAUAAAAGACAUGUUUUGAAGACAGAAAAUAUGUCCUCUUUUCUUGGUAUCUCCCACAAUAGACACAGAAUUACAAAUAUUUUAAACGGAACAGGUCAUCAAUAUGCCACUCUUGGUAUACACAAGACGCACCAUCACUAACACCCAUACUGGGGAAUUUUUAAAGGAUGACGACCUACUUGCAUUUACUUACCUCCCUACUUUUUCUGAAUCCCUUUGUGGUUCAAAAAAACUGAAGUAUGGUUAUCUGGAAUUGUGGACAGCUGAUUUGUAUCUUCUAGAUAAAAUGUACAAAGGAGACGUCAUGCUCUGCAGGUGUGCCACUAGCUCCAACACAACCUUCAGAAUGUGAAGCCCAGAUCUCCUCCAUGGCCUCAAGGGCCCUAGAACUUGCCUACCUUUCUGGCCUUUCCUCCUAACUGUUCUUCCAUGCCUAGAACUUUACACUCUUGUGCAAGUUUAUAACUGUCAGAACACACCAUGUUCCUUUUCCCCCUGUGUCACUGCACUUGUAAAUUUCCCUCUGACUCACUAACUCGUAUCCAUGGAAACUGAGGUUGCCCUCACUUAGUCCGUGAGAUCUCAUCCAGGUAACCUCCCACCACCACCUCAAACCCAGUCACUCCUUCCCUGAUCUGUAUGUUGUCAUGCCUCAAUUAUUAAUGUCACACCUCAAUUACUGUACUUAUCACAUUGCUUUGUAAUUAUUGGCUCACACAUGUCUCCACUCUUAAUAACCUAUGUGUACUUUUGAGGGCAGAGAUUGUCUCUUAUUGUCCCAUCAAUAAAUAUGUGGUAAAAUAUA